AUGUUUUACGCGGGCUGGAACUAUGACGUGCGCAUGAAGCUGGUGCGGAUGUACGGGCGCGACAGCGAAGUUCACGUGCGAAAGGAGGUGCCGCCCUCCGAGUACGUCGACCGCAUGCUCUCGGCCAAGUUCUGCCCGGUGUGCGGCGGUUUCUCGCAGUGGACUCCCCGGCUGGCAGAGGCGAUCUACUACGAGUGCGUCCCCGUCAUCCUCUCGCCGCACAUGCUGCCCCCGUGGUCGGAAAUCCUCGACUGGUCCACCUUUGCCGUGCGCCUCGACCCCACCGCCGCCACACUGAAGGGCCUCAAGGCCCAUCUCGCGAGCCUCGACCACGCGUCCCUCUUCCGCAACGUCCGCGCCGCCAAGCACGCGCUCACCUACCAACUCGACGGCUACACGGGCGCCGACCUGCUGCCGCUGCUGCCGUGCGAGACGCACAAGCGAGCGGCGGUGACAUCAUGGGCGGUGCGCGAGCUCUCCAACAGCGUCGAGGCGGCGCGAGACUACGACGCCGGCGUUCCCAACGUGCCCUCGCAGAAGGCCCAUGCGGUGAACGCCACAGGACACGCGUGCCAGCAGGCGUGGCGCUGCUCGACGUCGGACGGCUACAUGUGCUCCUGCAGCAAGGAGAGGGCCAGGACGGCCGGCGUACGGCCAGGCACCGGCGGCGGAGCCGCACCGGAGUCCGCUUUCGCGGCGGGCUCGAGCCCGGUUCCGACCCCGCACCCCGCCGGCCCGCUCGCGGAGGAGGCGUGGAGCGAGACGGGCCACGGGCACGAGCUUCACCAUUCGACGUGA
Molecule: messenger RNA, 798 nt
Organism: Emiliania huxleyi CCMP1516
Lineage: Eukaryota; Haptophyta; Isochrysidales; Noelaerhabdaceae
Exons: 4
Coding region: 1-798 (265 amino acids)
Molecular function (GO): glycosyltransferase activity
Source: RefSeq, a predicted model, not a curated record